AUGGCAGUUGGAAAAGUCGACGCUGUUUUGUCAUUGAAAUGGGAGAUUGAAAAUUACUUGACGGUAAGCAGCGAAAAGAACGUCGGGGACUAUUUGGAAUCGCCGAAAUUUCCGGCCGACGACGCGGACGGUGUCGAGUCUGUCGACGGUAUCAGUUACAAUAAUAUUCAAUGGCACAUGACUUUGUAUCCAAAGGGAAAAACUGAAGAAGCUAAUAAUCAUUUGUCGCUAUUAUUACAUGCGAAUGAAGAGAUACGAGCAGUGGGUACUUUUAUUAUUUACAAUAACUUCGGUCAAAAAGUAUUCAAUUACAGCAUGAAGGAACACGUAUUUGGCAAAACAGCUGACCACGCUUGGGGAAACGCAAAAUGUUUAUCACGAGAUUUCAUUGAAAAUCCAGCAAAUCGCAUGUUAAAUAACAAAAAAUUGACGAUCGUGUGCGAAAUAAGAAUUAUGGAAAUCAUAAAGCAAAAAAUAGAUGACCCACUGCAACGACUUCGAGACAACUACGAGGCUCUUAUCAACGACGAAAAAUUUAGCGAUGUAGCCCUUGUUUCGGACGGUAAAACCGUGAGAGCGCACAAGUGCAUACUCGCUAAAAGAAGUCCAGUGUUUGCCGCCAUGUUCGGCACCGAAAUGAGGGAGACGAUCGAGAACACCGUGGAGAUCACCGAUGUCAAGUAUGACAUUCUCGUGGAAAUGAUUCGCUUUGUUUACGCCGAGAAGGUCAAUGAUAUCGAUGCACUAGCGAGCGAACUUGCGGUCGCAGCCGACAAAUAUGCACUGGAUGGACUGAAGAAAUACUGCGAGCAGACGCUAAUGAAGAAUUUGUGCAUCGGCAAUGUCUUCGCUCGUCUUCAACUUGCCGACACACUUUUGAUGGAUAAGUUGAAGGAGAAAGCAAUCAAAUUGAUGAUUGAAAACGCGUGUUAUAUCUGUAGUAGACCGGAAUUCGACUUGUUGUCUCGUAACAUUGUACGCGAAGUAUUUCAAAGUAUGGCCAAUAAGGACAAUUAG
This is a messenger RNA of Nasonia vitripennis (jewel wasp), 1017 nucleotides long. Its product is annotated as speckle-type POZ protein B. Gene Ontology annotation, biological process: proteasome-mediated ubiquitin-dependent protein catabolic process; regulation of proteolysis. The transcript has a single exon. Gene Ontology annotation, cellular component: cytoplasm; nucleus. Gene Ontology annotation, molecular function: ubiquitin protein ligase binding. The record is from RefSeq and is a predicted model, not a curated record. Lineage: Eukaryota; Metazoa; Arthropoda; Insecta; Hymenoptera; Pteromalidae. The coding region runs from base 1 to 1017 and encodes 338 amino acids.